This is a messenger RNA of Poecile atricapillus (Black-capped chickadee), 766 nucleotides long. RefSeq names its product protein Wnt-4-like. Gene Ontology annotation, biological process: canonical Wnt signaling pathway; multicellular organism development; cell fate commitment. The transcript is spliced from 5 exons. The record is from RefSeq and is a predicted model, not a curated record. NCBI's taxonomy places the organism in Eukaryota, Metazoa, Chordata, Aves, Passeriformes, Paridae. Gene Ontology annotation, molecular function: cytokine activity; frizzled binding. Gene Ontology annotation, cellular component: extracellular region. The coding region runs from base 1 to 726 and encodes 241 amino acids.
AUGGACAGGAUGGAGCUGGUGUGGCUGCACGUGAUGCUGAUCCACGUGCAGCACAUCGCUGCCGUGACCUGGCUGUCCCUGACCAAGCAGAUUUCCCUGCAGGCAGCCCUCCAGGACCCCAGGGGCUGUGAUGGCCUGAUGGGGCAGGUGGAAGAGCAGGUGGAAGCCAUGGAGGCGGUGAAUGACAGCCUCUUUUCCCACCCUGUGCCCCAUAAGUGCCUUUGCCCUCUGCAGACUGGUGCCAUUUCUUGUCCUGCUGCAGGCACGCAGGAGUCAGCUUUCAUCUGCACCAUCUCCACUGCCAGCUUUGCUUUUGCUGUCACCCGUGCCUGCAGCCACAGGGAGCUGCACAAGCGUGGCUGCGACCACAAGAUCCGAGGAGUCAGCCCUGAAGGUGGAAGAAGUGGGCAGCAGGGAGAAAGUUUCCAGUGGUCAGGCUGCUAUGAUAACCUGUUUUAUGGGAUUGAUUUCUCUCAGGCCUUCGUGGACAGCCCUGAGAGGAGCCACAGUGUCUCCUCCAGCCGAAUGCUCAUCAACCUGCACAACAAUGAGGCAGGGAGGAAGGGCAGCCCCAUGCUCCCAGAGGAGUCUGCAUCCUGCUGCCUUUCCUGGCCCAGCACUGUGCUGAUUACCCUGAGCUGGCUCCUGCCUGUGUGGAGGGGGUCCCAGCCUCCCCUCCACUCUUUUGUGCAGUCUCCUUUUCCUCGCACCCCACCUAUGAUUUAGGAAAUAAUUCUCUCUGUUCUGCUCUGAAGGGCUUCCCUGC